UGAUGAUGGCAAGGUUAAGCAUGAAGCAAGAGCCGCUAUUAAGAGGUUUCGUGAGAAUGACAGUGAUACUGAAUCAGAAGUUGAUGAAAUUGUUGGUAGCAAUAACGUUUCAGCAUCUUUAGCGGACCUCAGUGGUCAAGAUGGUGCAGCUCCAAACACUUGGCGUGAUUCUUUUAAAUCUGAAAAUGCAGAAGAUGAUACAAAAGUUUUCCUUUCUUUUGAUUGGGAGAAUGAAGACCCAUAUGAGAAGGCUGUGGAGCGAUUGAUUGAUGAAGGAAAACUCAUGGAUGCUCUUGCACUUUCGGAUCGCUUUUUACGCAAUGGGACCUCAGAUCGAUUGCUUCAGCUACUCAUUGAACGGGGAGAAGAAAACCAUACAAUCUCCGGACAACCUCAAAGUUAUGGAGGUCACAUUAUCUGGAGCAAUAGUUGGCAAUAUUGCUUGCGAUUGAAGGAUAAACAACUGGCGGCUAGACUUGCUCUCAAGUAUGUGCACAGAUGGGAACUUAAUGCCGCGUUGGAUGUUCUCACCAUGUGCAGCUGCCACAUCCCUCAAAAUGAUCCAAUUAGAAAUGAGGUGUUGCAAAUGAGACAAGCUUUGCAGCGAUACAGCCAUAUAUUAAGUGCAGAUGAUCAGUAUAGCAGCUGGCAAGAGGUUGAAGCACAGUGUAAGGAAGAUCCAGAGGGCUUGGCACUUCGGUUAGCUGAGAAAGGAGCAGUUUCUGCUGCUCUAGAAGUGGCUGAAAGUGCAGGAUUAUCCAUAGAUUUGCGCAGGGAACUGCAGGGUCGGCAACUUGUGAAACUUCUUACAGCAGAUCCUCUUAAUGGUGGAGGUCCUACAGAAGCUUCACGUUUCCUAUCUUCUCUACGUGACUCUAAUGAUGCUCUUCCAGUGGCUAUGGGUGCAAUGCAACUAUUACCCAACCUUCGAUCAAAGCAACUUCUUGUUCACUUCUUCCUGAAGCGAAGGGAUGGGAAUCUAUCGGAUGUUGAGGUUAUUCGACUGAACUCAUGGGCUUUAGGUCUUCGUGUUUUGGCUGCCUUGCCAUUGCCAUGGCAGCAAAGAUGUUCCUCUCUGCACGAGCACCCACAUUUGAUAUUAGAGGUUCUGCUGAUGAGGAAACAACUACAAUCUGCUUCUCUGAUUCUUAAAGAUUUUCCUUCGUUAAGGGACAACAGUGUAAUUAUAGCAUAUGCUUCUAAGGCUAUUGCUGUCAGUAUUACAUCUCCUGUGAGAGAACCACGAAUAUCUGUCUCAGGAACAAGGCCAAAGCAGAAAACAAGAACUGGUGCAAGGUCCUCUUUUACUAGCAGUCUAAGUAACUUGCAAAAGGAGGCUCGUCGAGCUUUUUCUUGGGCUCCACGUAAUACUGGAGAUAAGGCUACUCCAAAAGAUGUUUACCGGAAACGAAAAAGUUCUGGAUUGACACCAUCUGACAGAGUUGCUUGGGAGGCCAUGGCUGGCAUUCAAGAGGAUCGUGUUUCUUCAUACUCUGCUGAUGGGCAAGAACGUCUUCCUUCUGUUUCUAUUGCAGAGGAAUGGAUGCUAACAGGUGAUGCCUGUAAGGAUAGAGAUGUUCGUUCGGCUCAUCGAUAUGAAAGUGCACCUGAUAUUAUUCUCUUCAAGGCUCUCCUUUCUUUGUGUUCUGAUGAGUUAGUUUCUGCCAAAAGUGCACUGGACUUGUGUAUUAAUCAGAUGAAGAAUGUGUUGAGCUCCCAACAGUUGCCUGAGAAUGCAUCUAUGGAAACAAUUGGUCGAGCAUAUCAUGUCACAGAGACAUUUGUGCAGGGACUACUUUAUGCUAAAACCCUGCUGAGAAAGCUUGCGGGGGUUGGUGAAUUGUCCAGUAAUUCAGAAAGGGGUAGGGAUGCUGAUGAUGCAUCCUCUGAUGCCGGUAGCUCUAGUGUUGGUAGUCAGGCCACCGAUGAGUUAUCUGAAGUUUCAUCACAGGCAGAUAUUUGGCUCGGACGCGCUGAGCUGCUUCAAAGCCUUUUGGGAUCUGGAAUUGCUGCUUCUCUGGAUGAUAUUGCUGAUAAAGAGUCAUCUGCUCAUCUACGUGACCGAUUGAUUGUUGAUGAACGAUACAGCAUGGCUGUAUAUACUUGCAAGAAGUGUAAGAUUGAUGUUUUCCCGGUGUGGAAUGCAUGGGGUCAUGCUUUGAUUCGGAUGGAGCACUAUGCGCAAGCUCGUGUCAAGUUUAAGCAAGCUCUUCAAUUGUAUAAGGGUGAUCCUGCACCUGUAAUUCUGGAAAUCAUUAAUACAAUCGAAGGAGGUCCUCCCGUGGAUGUUUCAGCCGUUCGUUCCAUGUAUGAACAUUUGGCCAAAAGUGCACCAACAAUCUUGGAUGAUUCUCUUUCUGCUGAUUCAUAUCUCAAUGUUCUAUAUAUGCCAUCUACAUUUCCACGUUCAGAGAGAUCCAGGCGGUCUCAAGAAUCUGCAAAUAAUAAUUCUGCUUAUGGUCCUGACUUUGAAGAUGGUCCUCGCAGCAACCUCGACACCAUUAGAUAUGUUGAGUGUGUAAACUAUUUGCAAGAAUAUGGUCGCCAGCAUUUGCUUGGUUUUAUGUUCAGGCAUGGUCAUUAUAGUGAUGGUUGCAUGUUGUUCUUUCCUCCCAAUGCUGUUCCUCCACCUCCUCAACCAUCGACAAUGGGAGUAGUUACUUCAUCAUCAUCCCCUCAAAGACCUGAUCCUCUGGCGACUGAUUAUGGCACCAUUGAUGAUCUGUGUGACCUAUGUAUUGGCUAUGGUGCAAUGUCCAUUUUGGAGGAGGUGAUUUCAAUGAGAAUAUCGUCUGCUAAGGAACAAGAUUUAGCUGUAAAUCAGUUUACUAAUGCAGCACUUGCCCGUAUUUGCACCUAUUGUGAAACUCAUAGGCAUUUCAAUUACCUAUACAAGUUCUUGGUGAUAAAAAGGGACCAUGUUGCAGCUGGACUUUGCUGUAUUCAGCUAUUUAUGAACUCUUCUUUCCAGGAGGAGGCUAUCAAACAUUUGGAACAUGCUAAGAUUCAUUUUGACGAUGCAUUAUCAGCUCGAUACAAGGGUGGAGAUUCUACCAAGCUUGUUACAAAGGGUAGUAGAGGAAAAAGUGCCUCUGAGAAACUCAGUGAAGAAGGACUUGUUAAGUUUUCUACUCGGGUAUCAAUACAGGUGGAAGUUGUAAAAUCCUUUCAUGAUUCUGAUAGACCACUGUGGAAACAUUCCCUUUUUGGAAAUCCAAAUGAUCCAGAAACCUUCAGGAGGAGGAGUAAGAUUGCAGAGACACUAGUGGAGAAGAAUUUCGACUUGGCUUUCCAAGUUAUCUAUGAAUUUAAUCUUCCAGCUGUUGAUAUAUAUGCUGGUGUUGCUGCAUCUCUUGCUGAAAGGAAAAGGGGCGGUCAGUUGACAGAAUUUUUUAGAAACAUAAAAGGAACAAUUGAUGAUGAUGAUUGGGACCAGGUUCUGGGGGCUGCAAUAAAUGUAUAUGCUAAUAAACACAAAGAGCGCCCUGAUCGUCUCAUAGACAUGUUAACCAGCAGUCACAGGAAGGUGUUGGCUUGUGUGGUUUGUGGUCGGCUAAAAAGCGCUUUCCAGAUUGCUUCUCGAAGUGGAAGUGUGGCUGAUGUUCAAUAUGUAGCUCAUCAGGCAUUACACGCAAAUGCACUCCCCGUGCUUGAUAUGUGUAAACAGUGGUUGGCUCAAUAUAUGUGACAUGUUGCUCACGAAAGUAUACCUGAUUCAAUUAGCCUGCAGCACUAUUGUUUUGGUGACUCCAUUUCGUUGAGAAAGGUCAAAAGCCAUGGAGUUCAAUUGCAGAAUUUGUGAUGGUUUUAGAUGCUAUUCAAAGCAUGCCAUAUUGAAAACCACUAGCACGUGAAAUAUGAAGAGGAAGGCUUUAGAACUCCAUUGUCUUUUCUAUUCUGUUAGCUUUCUCUUCCUGCAAUCAGUUGCCAUAGUUGCGUCGGUACCAUUUGAGUUGGUACGUUGGUGAUUGAAACCAUAGCAAAGCUUGCAAAAUCUACAGAGGAAAGCUACGUGAUAUGGCUGAAUAAAUAUUUCAAACUGAAUAAAGAAUACAGAAAAGUGGUUAUACAGUGUUAAUGCGGAAUCAUUUGUGGAUAUGAGAGAUCGUAGUGUUCCAAGAGCUGCUAGAUUUACUUUUCCGUGUAUUAAAUAUUAAUAUGGGGUCUUUCUAGUAUCAACUUCUUUCUCUCUUUAUUUUACUUUCUGGGCUGUAUCAAAUUGAUUUCCUCAACUUAAUAAUUUACUGUUGUAAAAUAGAUGGUAGGGGAACAGAAAAAGCAAUAGCAGAAGGUGUAAGAUUGGCAUGUAUACGAAAAUAUUUUUUUUUUCAUGGCUUC
This is a messenger RNA of Pistacia vera, 4338 nucleotides long. Its product is annotated as protein DDB_G0276689-like. The transcript has 21 exons. The coding region runs from base 284 to 3688 and encodes 1134 amino acids. The record is from RefSeq and is a predicted model, not a curated record. Lineage: Eukaryota; Viridiplantae; Streptophyta; Magnoliopsida; Sapindales; Anacardiaceae.